Ictalurus punctatus (channel catfish) is the source of this 3964-nucleotide messenger RNA. RefSeq names its product kelch-like family member 38a (gene klhl38a). The coding region runs from base 710 to 2461 and encodes 583 amino acids. Gene Ontology annotation, molecular function: protein binding. The transcript is spliced from 4 exons. Lineage: Eukaryota; Metazoa; Chordata; Actinopteri; Siluriformes; Ictaluridae. The record is from RefSeq and is a predicted model, not a curated record.
GUUGGACCCUGGGGCUGGGAAGGAGCUUCAGAGAGAGCAGGUGCACGAGAGAUAACUUUGAAUGCAUUUAUUCUCUUGGUCUAUACAAGCAUUCCUCCACAUCAAAGUUCUACAUUAAGGUAACGACAAUCUUUGGCAUUAAUGCAAACCUCUCAUUAGAGUCCAACAUAAUUUUUUAUUCCUGUCCCUAGAGUGAUGAGUAGGUGAAUGGCAACCCGUUGUGGUCCUCCUCACCUCCCCACUCUGAGGCAAACCGAGGUAACCAGGCCUAUAUGCUCAGCUGUUCCCCCAACUCAGCCCAGCCAUCAGCACAUCUCUAUAUUUACCAGCUUCCUGAGUUACACAAGAUCAUCAAGGGGCGUUAACAAACCCCUGAACCUUGUUGAUGGUCCCCAGUCUAAGCUAAACCCUCGGUCCCCGUAAUAGUAAACAUACAAAGCACAUGGUGUAUGGCUAACCAGUGUGGGAACAAACAAGGAGAGGGUCAAAGGCACGGACGAAUCUAGUCUCCAAAACUAUUCUGGGAACCUGGACUGUAUGCAGCAACCUCGUGGCAGGCUCUUAACAUGACCACUCACUGAAGCUUUCUCUAUGUCUAUGUCUGUCUGUCAUUAUCUUUAUUUGCUAAGAGUUACAGGGAGAACUGUUUAGCCCGUGAAUGAGGCUGAACUGUAACUGAUUUUGACCGGAUCCUUUAGAACAGACAAGAAUGGCCUAUUCAUCCCUUGAGCACCUUCCAUUCAGAGACCAAGAACUCCCAGCCCAAAUGUUGUGCCAGCUGAACUGCCUAAGGCAUGAGCAGAUCUUCACCGACAUGCUCCUCUGCACUGAAGAUUUGGAGAUCCCAUGCCACAGGAACGUUCUGGUUUCUAGCAGUCCUUACUUCCAUGCCAUGUUCUGCAGCAAUUUCCGUGAGAGCAGCCAGACUAGAGUGGAUCUGAAAGGCAUCAGCUCUGAGAUCUUGAGUGGUAUUGUAGACUACAUCUAUACUGGAACCAUUACAAUAAGCAUGGAAAUAGUGCUGCCUCUGAUGCAAGCUGCAUCCAUGCUGCAGUACACAAGGCUUUUUGAGGCCUGCUCAGCCUUCUUGCAGAAGCAGCUGAACCCAGACAAUUGCUUGAGCAUGAUCCGCCUCUCAGAGAUCCUGCACUGUGAGAGCUUGAGAGAGCGGGCAAAGGAGAUGGCUGUGCGCUGUUUCUCAGACGUGGCUGCCUCAGAGGACUUUUGUGAACUCACGCUGCCUGAGCUAAUGUGUUACCUGGAGGAUGACAGGCUUUGUGCUGAGGAAGAACAGGUGUUCGAAACACUCUUGGCCUGGAUCCACCAUGAUCCUUUUUCUCGGCGUGGUGCCAUCCAUGAUCUCUUCAAGAAGGUACGCUUGCGGUAUAUCCAUCCUACAUACCUCUUCCAGUUCAUAGCCAAUGAUCCACUUGUCCAGUCCUCCACCCUUUGCACAGAGAUCAUUGAGUCAGUGCGGCGGCUGAUGUUUUCUGUUAGCGCCAAAUGCACACGUGAGCUAAAGCCUCUCUGGACCACACCGCGUCGUUACACCUGCCGGGAGACUUUAGUUGUUGUAGGGGGUCGCAAGAACAAUGAGCAGACAUCUCGAGAGGCGCUGCUCUAUGAUGAACGUACGCAGCGCUGGCAGUGGCUGGCCAAGUUGCCCUUGCGCUUGUACAAGGCCGCUUAUGUCUGCAUACAUAGUAUUCUGUAUGUUGUUGGAGGUCUCAGCCUCAGCUUGGCAUCGGGAGACAGCACAGUUAGUGCCACAGUCUAUACCCUCUCACUUAAGACCAACCAGUGGAGGACGGCCGAACCCAUGCUUGAACCGCGUUAUGCCCAUCAGAGUGUUUCUUACCUGCACUUCAUCUUCGUUCUUGGAGGCAUAGGGGCCGAUAAACAGAUCUCUAACACCGUGGAGCGCUACAACAGCAUGUUCAACCAGUGGGAACCUAUGUCCCCAAUGCCAAUAGCAGUGCUCCAUCCUGCAGUGGCUGCCAAUGACCAGAGAAUCUAUGUGUUCGGAGGGGAGGACUCCAUGCAGAAUCCAGUGAGAUUGAUACAGGUUUAUCACAUUUCACGCAACCAGUGGUUAAGAAUGGAAACCAGGACAGUAAAGAAUGUCUGUGCACCUGCCGCUGUCAUAGAAGACAAGAUUUACAUCAUUGGAGGGUACACAAGAAGGAUGAUUGCUUAUGACACCAAAGCCAACAAGUUUGUUAAAUGUGAGAACAUGAGGGAAAGGAGGAUGCAUCACUCAGCGACUGUGAUCAACAACAAGCUCUACGUGACAGGAGGGCGCUUCCUCAACAGCCAUGAUAUCAUUGAGGACUCUGAUUGCUUUGAGUGCUAUGACCCUAAAACCGAUGUCUGGACGUCUAAAGGGUCUUUACCAUACAAGCUAUUUGACCAUGGGUCUCUGGCCCUGGUCUGCGUCUCCAAUCGACCCAAUCCACCGUGACUGACGAAAUUGGAUCAAUCCAAUACUUGGGCAUCUGGUUGGCUUCAUGUACAGGACCACACGUGAGACUCUUGUCCAUCUGAGAAAGCUUAUGUUGCUUUGCAGAAUGUCUCAUUUGUGCCUCGGAUGGUAUGCAGUGUAUUCCGUCAAAGAAUAUUUAACCGGAUUUGUGGAGGUUUUUGCAGUGGAGCCCUGGGAGCGUGCUCAGGAGCCCAGAUCACAACAGCAGUUGUCUGCGCAACAUAUGUGACCCAACAUCACUCAUUCAAGAGCUUUCUAUCACCAUCUUACCAUCACAUAUUGGCUAGAAUCACUACAAUCAUUCUCAGUAUACUCAAGAUAAAUAUUUAGAAUCCACAAACACAGGACAUAUCCCUGUGGAAAACACAAUUAUCUUCGCACUUUGUAGUAUACUGUAAUGCCUAACAGUAGCCCAUUUAAAGUCACUUUAUGAAGACACAUUCCUUCAGAUCUAAAGGGGAAACCGUGAGCAGCUCAAUUACUAACACUUUGCUAAGUCCGAAAAAGAGAAACUGAGAAAAAGAGAAACUGCUGAUGUGCUGCACUUGCAUGUACUUUCAUGCCUUCAGUUGACUGCAAAACAUUUUGUUUACUUGAGAAGAAGGCCUUAUCUUCUGAGUUCAAAGUUGCUGCAAAAAAAAGUCAUAAAAAGCACUAGACCAUAGUUCUGUGAAGAUAUUUAUCGAUAUGACUUGAAUUAUUUUAUUUUUUUUUUUAGUGCUGCUUUUGAUGAGAAAUGUUUACUGCAUGUCCAGAAACCUGUGAGUGCAAAUAUCUGUAGAGUAGCAAUGAAGUAAGAAAUAGGUUUUUGAUUAACAAAAAGGUGAUUUAUUAUAUUACAUAUAUAGUGACUUAUACAAGUUCAACUUAACUCUGUUCUCUGUCUGUGUGGGGAUUUUAGACAAUACAAUAAUAUUCCUGAUUGUAAAGUAUAAUAUUACAGACUAAACAAGACAAAAUCCAAAAUCUACACAGUUGGUGUCAAGCUGAACCUCAGUGCUGACCUUAGCUCCAAGCAUUAUGGUAUUUUUCUCAUAUACACUUCAAGCUCAGAUAGUGCUUGUAUGCUUGUUGUAGUCAUGCAAACUCCUAUGCAAAUGUUUUGUAUUGCAAAUUUUCUAUCCGCUACUCUUUCAGAUGCAUGAAACCAAACUACUGUUGUGCCUCCUUACACUGCCACGAAUGUCAUUCCUGAUUUAAAUAAUCAUAUUAAUGGACUAAAGCAAUCUGAAUAAGUGCAGACAGUUUAGUAUUUACAGUUAUGCAAUUUUAACACAUCAGAGUGUUACUGUUCAUAACAUAUGCUGUAUUACAUUUCUCUUCAACACUUAAUGUGCUGGCUGACUCAUGUUUCCAGGCACUGAAAUGGAAUUAGACAUGACUAUGGAUGAAACUCAAGACAUGGAACACUUAAUGACAUGCCGCUGUGAAUACAUGCCAGCUGUCAGUAAAAAGGGUACUAAACUGUACAUUGUCUUUUCA